Molecule: messenger RNA, 3240 nt
Organism: Penicillium verhagenii
Lineage: Eukaryota; Fungi; Ascomycota; Eurotiomycetes; Eurotiales; Aspergillaceae
Exons: 1
Coding region: 1-3240 (1079 amino acids)
Source: RefSeq, a predicted model, not a curated record
AUGAGAAGGUGCCUGUGCCCCGGCGGCCUCUUACGAACUGGUCGUGGGUCAAUCCUCUCUAGUCGACGUGCCUUCCCUCAUACCGCGAUAUCCCGCCUCCAGGCCCAGCCCUCGUCGACGAAAUGCAACCUAACGCCCAAAGAUAACGAUUUUCUGCUCUCGCACACCUUGCCAACACCGUCUCCCCUACGGGCACCCGAAAGGCACGAUAUUGACGCCUGGUUGCCUCUCCUCGAGAAAUGUGUCACGCCAAUACAAAGAGAGGAGAGUCCUCUGGGUAAGCCCGAGGUCAAUGCUUCUCUCUUAGAUCAUGCAGAAAGUCUUAAUCGGGGCCAUGCUUUGCGUGCAUUGCUGAAUCAUGCGAGAUCGGGUGCCAAAUUCCAGCUUUUGAAUCACCUGGGGUUCAACCUGGGCCAAUGGUCGUAUGUAUACCGCCUUCUGGGCACUUUCAUCGAUACAUACGAAGUGCUCAUUCCUUACAUGACCCCUCAGCGCCCAUCGUCGUGCUUUGCUUGGAAUAACACUGGAAUCUCCCUUGACGAGCUAACAGGGACGGACCAUAAGAAUUUGACUAUUAUACGCGAGUCAAUACCAAUAUUUCCGCCUUCUGAGAAUUUCUCUCUUGCAAUGCUAGCAGGAGCACGGCCAGCAGCACGAGAAUCUGGUCGCUUAUACCUAGGAGAGAUAUUGGCGAAUCUUGGUUCGCUGGUUUUGGAAGCUGCAGAUCGACCAGCAGCUGAGUCUGAACUUGCAAUGUCCUGUGUAUACCGCAUACUUGCUCGUUUGCAUCACAUGGGCUUGAUUUCUGACAGAGUGUACGAGUCUCCAAAUGACAAAACUAAUACAUAUUCACUCCGACCACCCGGGCUGAAUCUGCUUUCGAGCCACAUCAUGAGUGUUCUAUCUGAUGCAGCAUGGUUGGAACACGAGUCUAAACUUGCAACCGCAGCCACCGAAGCGGGAGAAGAGCCCCCGUUUGUUCCUUUCAAACUGGGUGUUCGAGAGCUGGGUCAUGAGAUUUGGCUUGAGCUUAUUCUUUGGUGCUGUGUUGAACACGGAUUCAACAAACAGGGCGCUUGGUUGAUGGGUCAAAUGUCCGAGCUUGAAUCUCAGCCCACUUGGAAGAUUGAGAGCUGGGCACCUCUUAUGGAAGCUUUCGAUCUUGUUCAGCAGACCAACAUUAGUACUGAGCAAUCAUGGCGUCGUCCAGGCCAGGAAAGCUCAGCCGUUACACCAAGGGGCGUCAAGAAGCUCCCAUUCAAUGGACUUGGAAAGAGAACAAUCAGUUCUGAAGUGGUUUCGAACCUACGAAACGGGCUCGCCAAUGUCACUUGUACUGGAAUUGGUUUCGGUGGGGCCACUUCCGCCGAACUACUUGAUUACUCGAGGCCUCUGACUGCUUUGCUUGACCCCCCUGGCCCUGUUGACGAACUUCGUCCUACAAAAAGAGUCACUACCGAGAACAUUACUCGGAUUUUGGAGUCUGGCGUGCUAAAACCAAUGGAAGAUCCAGUUGCGUUCGAGGAAGUUCUACGAUCUACCCAGAAUCUUGUGCCUCCGUGGGAAACCGAUACAGUUCCCUCGGUAGAGGAUCUGGAUCACAUGACGAGAGCACAGAUUUAUGAUCAGACAGCGGCUCUAUCUGGUCUAGUUCAAUACAGCAUUAAAAGCUACACCUACAAACGCCAAGCUACCCAGGCCUUCCUGCAGUAUGCGUGGCUUCAAAAUAUUGUGGAUGCUAGCAAGGUCCAGCACAUACAAGCGUUCUUUGAUCACGAUAGUCAACCCCAAUUGACGGAGUUGCCAUUCUUUGAUUCACGGCAACUUAACACAUCUCAAUUACAACAGACAUCUCUCCCCCAGGUCUCACUUACAACAUUGGCUGAUUUGCUUGAUUUGGCGACUGCUACUCGUGCACAUGACUUUGGAAACUGGUUGCUUUUUAAUGACGAUCUGGAUGGCCCCUCGAUUCCACCUGCUGCGUAUGGAAAGCAAGUUCUGGUCCCAUCAAUACUUCGUUUUGCAUCUGCCACGCGGAAUAACGAGCUGAGUCAAGCGGUGAUCAGGUCGCUUGAAUUGCCACUUUCUGUGAACACCCUCAAAGCGAUGGCUAACCUCCAUAUGGAAUUUUCCGACUGGGACCGCGCAAUCCUAGCGUUUGAGUAUCUGCGUGAUUUUAGGCUCAAGUCUUGGGGUUUCAGUAAUAUCUUUACCCUGGGGGCAAAGAUAAUAAGGCUUGAAAGUGCCCUGAAGCUGCAACAGGAGGCCGAGGACCCCGAUGAGGAGAAGCAAAAAGCUUUGAAUCACAACCUCCAAUGCGCCAAACAACUUCUCCGUCGAUUUUUCAAAGGGGAAUUCAACACGCCUAAAAGCAAGGCAUGGAGGCAAAAUGACUUCCAAUGGAGAGUUCUUUACCGCGCACGGGGUAUCUUCCGGACACUUGAUGGCGAACUGGAAGUUCUGGCAAAGAACACCAAUUUCAAACGCAAGUUUGCGGACCGUGACAGGAUCCACGGUGUCCCUGCUGCUUCUUUCCAUCGUAUUCUCGCCGCCGUGCUAGAUGUCCAUGGCAGCAAAAUCGGACAUGAGUUCGCCGCCCAUUGGCUCCGAAGCACCCCCAGCCCCGUUUCAUGGCGUCUCUCAAGGGGCGGUGUCACGCGACAGCAACGACACGUCGAGCGUGAGUUGUUAGCUAUUGAUCCUACUUUCAAGCCUGCUCGGUUUGAACAAUACAAGAACGAGGCAGUCGUUCCCGAUCUGAACACGAUCCGCCUUGUUGCCCGAGCUGCCAUGAGUGAGCUCGAGGCAGCUCAGCAAGAGAAGACAGAAAAGCCGGAGUCUCCGUCUGAACCUACUGCCACGUGUGAGCUCGAUGUAGCUCAACAGGAGAAGAUUGAACAGCUCAAAGAAAAGCUCAAUCCCCGUCCUCGUUAUCAUGGUUAUAAGCUGCGCAUCUCGAAAUCAGCAUGCAAAAACAUGACUCUCAAGGGCGGUAGACCUCCUUCUUCGGAUCCCGAGGCCGUCCUUGAUUGGUGUGCAACCUUCUUACUACGUCUCGGCAUGGGAGAAGAGACCAUCGACCUGGAGAUCCCAGGACAUACGAACCGUCUGCGCCGCCGAGGAGUUCUCACGACAACGCCAGAGAAGCGGCUCCGUGAUCGAUUCAAGGAUAUUCGGAAUUCCCCCUGGAUGAGCACAUCCGUCAAAAUAAAAGAUGCCGAUAUCGAAGAGAGCACUUGA